ACGAGGCGUGUCUAUGGAAGAUUGACGUCUAGCGUGUCGAACGGUUGUAAAUUUACAAACUUUGAUGGUGGACACCCGGAAACCUGUAAAGCUUUCCCAACAACAGGUGUACUGGAUGAAGCAGUAGGGGUGUAGUAGAACAAUUUUAGUGUUUUGUUUCUGUAAAGCCCUCACUGCCCAGUCCAGCAAUGCCUGCCGGCCAGCAUGAGCCAAUAUUGACCCAGUCCUAUAGGCAACAUUCCUCGCUCACUAACGGGGACGAGUCUGCUGCCAGCAUCCUACAGUCUGUUAAAGAACAGGAAGCCCAGUUUGAACAGUUAACCAGAGAGCUAGAAGCUGAACGGCAAAGUGUAGCCAAUCAGCUGGAGAGGUGUAAACUUGGGAGUGAGACGGCUAGCAUGAGCAGCAUUAGCAGUACAGAUGAUUCUUUUCAUUGGCGAGGACAGCAAACACAAACCACAGAUUCUCAUUUUGAUGAAGAUGAUGGUCAGGAUGAGCAAGAUGAUAGUAAAAUGAGUGGAACACAACUUGUUGAUUCCUGUUUGGCUGAAGAGAAAAAACGAAUCAUGGAGAUUCAUCCUCAACGACGUGUACUUCAAGAAAGGGGGUUGAUGGGAGGAAUUGGUGAAGAUCCAAUGGAGAGUUACCACAACAAUUCCACCCAUUCUGGGGCAGGAAAUUACGCUAACUAUUCACAGAUGAAUUCAUCCUAUGGAGAUGAGCCUUACAGAAUGGCCAAUGGACCAUCCAGUUAUGACCCCUACCGGAGUGGCUCCCCCCACGGGUCACAUGCAUCAUAUCAUAGUGGAGGACAGCCAUAUCCACAGAUGUCUGGUACAAAGAUUGCGUCAGUGAGAGGUCCAGGGUCAGUUGGUUCCUAUCAGAACGAUGAGCGCACAUCAAAUUACACCAACUACACAGCCUUGCAGCACCCUCCACCAUCACCAGGAAGCCAGGACAGAGGAACGCCAACAAACUAUGGACCAAGGUUCACUUCUGAGACAGAUCCUUACUACUCCAAUAAUGAUUACUAUGAUCAUUAUCAUCCGCUUAGAGAUAAUGAGCCAAGUCAUUAUAAUGGACCAAGUCACCCCCCUGAUAAUUAUGAUGACCGGUAUGGAGAGAUUCCACAAGGCAACAGCAGUUAUGCUAACCUGCCACCACUAGAUGAAAACAGAGGAGACUAUUAUAGACCUCCUCAUGAUGACAGUUAUGUGAACUAUCCCCCUUUAAAUGAAGAUCAGUAUAGUGACCGUGGUGGGGGACAUGGCUAUGGUAAUAGGCCUGAAGAGGAUUACAGGAGGACCCCUGUGGAUCAGGAUUACAGGCAGAGUCCCCUGCAUGACAGGGGGAAUGAUUAUCCCGAGUCUGGACCUAGGGACCCCCAGUACAUCCUCAAUGAGGACAGACCCCCUUUAGAUGAUGGUCAGUACCAGAGUGACCCAUACAAUGACAAUAUGUAUCCUCGCAGAGAUGACCAAGAAGACCCCUCACAGUUCAGGCCACGUUAUGAUGAUGAUCGUUAUGGAGAGCCAUACAGAGAUCAGGAUGACCAGUACAGGGGACCAUAUGUGGAUGAUGACCAGUACCCUCCUGAUGACAGCAGAGAAGGACCACAUCACAUUCCAGGUGGCUACCCACCAAGAGAGGAAGACCAUUAUCCUGUGCCAUUGGAGCAGGGCCGUUACACCAUCCCUCCAGAAGAUGAUGACAGGUAUGGAGGUCCUAUGCCUGCACACCUGCCCCCAAGGGAGGACCCAGUGGAAGAGGAUCCGUACAGGAAACCACAUGUGGAGGAAGAUCCUUACAGUAAACCAAUGAAGGGUAAUUAUGGCCAUCCGCUGGGCAGUGACUCCUACUACCCUCCACAUGAUGAGGAUGUGUCCAGUGACCAUCCUGUGGAUACCUCUUUCCAAAGAAACCUUGGACCAGAGGACAGAUACAGGACACCAUCUCCUGGGGGCAGUGGGAGUGACAGAAAUGGGCCUCCUGGCUACCCACCUGAUGACCUGGCAAGACAAGCAGCAUACCCAGUCCAGGGGGGCAACUAUGACCCCAGGCGGUCUCCAUCUAUAGACAGCCAAACUAGGGACAGGUGGAGGAACCCAGAUCUUCCAGAGGUGAUAGAUUUCCUUGGACACCCUAAUGAUGCUAUCAAAGCUAAUGCUGCUGCCUACUUGCAGCACCUGACAUACAUGGAUGAUCCACUGAAAGGGAAGACAAGGGCUCUUGGAGGAAUCCCAGCUCUGGUUGAGUUGUUGAACAUAGAGAUUCCAGAAGUUCACAGAAAUGCCUGUGGAGCACUUCUCAAUCUGUCCCAUGGCAAGGCUAAUAAUGAAAAUAAGAGAGCAAUAAAGAAUGCAGGGGGCAUCCCAGCUCUAGUGAGGCUACUGAGGAGGACACCAGAUAAUGAUGUCAGGGAACUUGUAUCAGGAAUAAUUUGGAAUCUUUCAUCUUGUCAGGAUCUGAAGAGGGCAAUCAUAGAUGAUGCCUUGACAGUAAUAGUGAAUACAGUGGUGAUCCCACAGUCAGGUUGGGAGAAAAAUGUUGACACCGAAGACAGCAAGCCAAAAGACAUCUACUGGUCUACUGUGUUCAGAAAUGCUAGUGGGAUUCUAAGAAAUGUAAGCUCAGAAGGUGAUUAUGCCAGGAAAAAGUUACGAGAAUGUGAAGGUCUAGUUGACUCCAUACUGUAUCUACUUAGGGCGGCUAUUGGGAAAAAUGAUAUUGACAACAAAUCUGUGGAAAAUUGUGUCUGUGUCUUGAGGAAUCUUUCCUUCAGAUGCCAAGAAGUAGAGGAUCCAGAUUUUGCCAGAAAGAGGACGCUGCAGAGACAGCAACAACAGCAAGAAUCCGUGUCUUGCUUUGGGGGUAAAAAGAAAAAAGAGCCUUUCAAGCUGGACAACAGAGGGCCCAGUGGGCCUUAUUCAAGGCCCAGAACAGACCCAGUAAGGGGCAUGGAGUUACUGUGGCAACCAGAAAUAGUGCAUGUGUACCUGCCUCUGUUAUCAGACUGUUCUAAUCCUGAGACCCUAGAGGCAGCAGCUGGUGCCAUACAGAACCUGUGUGCCUGUGACUGGCAGCCAUCUAUUGACAUAAGAGAGAAAGUGCGUAAAGAGAAAGGGUUACCUAUCAUAGUGGAGUGUCUGGGCAUAGAGGCAGACAGAGUGGUGUCUGCUGCUGCCAUAGCUCUCAGGAACCUGGCACUGGAUACAAGAAAUAAAGAAUUAAUAGGCAAGUAUGCCAUGCGUCAGCUUGUGAUGAAGUUGCCACCAGAUGGGAUGUUAAAGGAAGGCCCUCCCAGUGAUGACACAAUAGGUGCUGUCAUAGCAACGCUGCAUGAAGUCAUACGAGGAAGCUCGGUUUUUGCUCAGUCUCUUCUUCAUGAAGGUGGGGUGAAGAGAUUAAUGCAGAUUAAGAGCUCCAGGGGAAGAUAUAAUGAAAAAGUCAUGAAAUUUACUUAUGCAAUCCUUAAUUUAAUGUGGCAGUUUAGCGAACUGAAAGUAGAGUAUAAAAAGAAUGGAUGGAAGGAGCAACAUUUUGUCACAAAAACGCCAAAGAGUCCCCUCCAUGGCAGUCCAAACAACACAUUAAGUCGCCCUAUGAGUGACCAGAGUGGUGUGAGCUCAGGUUACAGGGACCAGACCCUGCCCCCAGUCAGCAGGCAGCCUAACAGGCAGGAGUUCCCCUCCAGUCCUGAGCAGGACAGAUACAGACCACAUGAUAGGAAGCAGCCAGAACACAUCCCUAUGAAUGAUAUUCACCGAGGCCAGUCUGGAGGCUAUGCCACCAUAGACAACUCUCACAGGGGACAUGGCAAUUACAGAGAGGAUAGGCUUGACUAUGGAAGAGGACCACUGGGCCAGCAGCCACAGCCUUUAGAACAACCUCGAGAGCCUCUGUAUGCACAAGUGGACAAGAGAAGUAAGCGACGUUCGGAAAUAGAUUCAUCCCAGCGCAGUCUCUUGCAGGACGAUGUCAAUGUCAGUUUUGGUGGCCAUAGCAACCAUGUACGGCUAGACAGUAGUGGAGGCGGAGGAGGGGCAGACUCCUGGGUGUAGACACCUCUAUGAAGCCAUACAGGGAUAUGCUGUGGGUUAUAAUAAGUCGAAUUACUAUCCUCAGCCUGUAAGAGAUACUGCAUAUCAGGCUACCUCUAUGCCAUCUUAACUUAUCUUCUGCUUACUGACAGAACUAUUGUCCUAGAAGAAUCAUGUGCUUACACUGAGAAUUGGGCUGAAGUGGCAAAUAGUGUGCUCUUUGGUGUCAGGAAUUCAAAAACUGGAACACAGGAACUGAUGCUGCUCGGCACAAAAAGAAUAAGAAAGAGGAAAUGUUACUGGUAUGAAGAACUACUGUGUUUUCACUAAAGUCAAAAAGGAAGAAAUUGAUGAUAAAUGCUAUUGAACAUUGCACAGUCAGUUGUCUGUAUUAUCAAGUACAGAGUAUAACCCAAACUUUUCCAGCCUGGGGGAUACAUUGGUAUGCAUAAAGGGUUAAAUUUCAAUAACCUGCUGAGAUGAAACUCUAUAUUAAUUGCAUUACAACUCAGCGUCCAGUAAUCUCAAGGAUGAAUUUGAAAUGUAAAUAGUGUGUACUUAGCUAUGAAUUGAUACUAUGUAGAGCUAAUACAAUCGAUGGGGACUUGAAACGGGAAUACUGCCCAACUGGAUGAGGUUUAUUCAUCAUAGUUAAUUGAUUGAUGCAGUUAAAUCAUCCUCCCUGCUUGUCUGUUUUGUAGACCUUAUUUAAUAAUCAUAAAACCAUUUUGCCUUGUCUAAUAUGUGGAUAGUGCUUCUCUUGUCUCAUGCAGUAUGGUUAGGGGUGGCUACAGCACCACAGAGGUGUAGUGAAUCUUACAUAUUUAUAUAGACCCUGCAUAUUCAUACUGUUGCAGAACUUAAUUGGUACACAUGUGAAAUAUGAAAAUCACACACCUUUUUUAUUAUUAUUAUGCAGGCAGUGUAUAUAGAAAUACAAUCAUUUUCUGAUUGUAAUUUUUAUCUAUUUAAUCUGCUCACUACAUAUCACAAUUAAUGCUAUAAUUGUAGAUAUAUGUGCCUGGAAAUGGGAUCUGUUGUUCAGUGAUUGAAUGCAGCAUGAUAGAAAAAGAGUCCCACCACUUUCUUUUUACAAAUAUUUAAUGCAAAAGAAGCAUGUAAAACACAAGAGAUUUAAUGCACUUUGGUACAUCAAUACAAAACCUAGAUGUUGCACUUCUGUACAGGAAAUCAUGUGUAUGUAUAUACUAGUAACCAUUGAACUACACAAGCAAAGUGCAACUUUUCACAAUCAAAAAUUGAGAAAUGUUUCAGUGUGUCGUGAGAAACACAUGGAUCCACAUUUCACUGGGAUGGUAUAUCGUGAUUAUCUUGUAGAAGUGUCAUAGAUACCCCGUUUUUGUAUAAGGGACCCCAAGGGCCAGAUACUGUUUAAUAGUCAUGUCCAUUGUAAGUCUAUUACAAAAUUGCUUGCAAAGCAUUGAGUAGACUUAUAUUUCAAGAUUCAUUUUUUUACUUCUGUGCACGUAUAUAUAUAGAGCCAAUUUGUUAUUCAUAUUCGAGGUUCUUUUGGGAAAUAACUAAAAGUAGAAGAUGGCUAGAUAAAUUUGAAGCAGCAUCCUGCCAAGUAUAUCUUCACCAUUAUCCAAUAUUUUCAUUCAGCUAAUCAUAUCAGCUUAAUGGCAAGGGAGACUAAGGUGAUCACUGGUUCAUUUCAUUCGGUUUCAGUAAACAUUUCUGAAUAUCAGAGCAUAUAAUUCAAUUCUAGGGAUAUUGGGGUGCACUUUUUGUACAGAGCUAGAACUUUUUAUUAGCCAAGAGACUUCCUAGCGGAUAUAUUGUAUAAUUAAGUUUUACAUAUCAGGCUAUUGUAUCUAUUAAAAGCAAGCGUGUUUGACAAU
Messenger RNA from Lingula anatina, 5902 nucleotides. RefSeq lists its product as uncharacterized. Gene Ontology annotation, molecular function: protein binding. The record is from RefSeq and is a predicted model, not a curated record. NCBI's taxonomy places the organism in Eukaryota, Metazoa, Brachiopoda, Lingulata, Lingulida, Lingulidae. Gene Ontology annotation, biological process: cell-cell adhesion. Gene Ontology annotation, cellular component: nucleus; plasma membrane; cytoplasm.